ACAGAUCUUCGCAGCAUCAAGUGUUUUGAGAUUUAUAUUAAUUAUUAAUAAUAAUAAAUUAACAAUAUGGUUGUAACUAAAAAAGUGCUCGCAAUUUACACCGGAGGAACUUUUGGUAUGCUGAAAAAUGAAAAAGGAGUGUUGGUGCCUCAAAAGAACAUCGAGCAGGUGAUCAGGCGGCUUCCCCAGCUCCACGACAACGACUAUUGGGGCACUAAGCUCAAAGGAACUGAGCAUAAAGAAUAUUUAGUUUUGCCAGAUGGCAAAGACACAGAUCUGAAGGUGUUGUACAAAAUUCUCGAAUAUGAAGAACUGAAGGACUCAUCCGAUUUUACUCUGGACGACUGGAUAAAAAUGGCGCGCGAUAUAAAGAAAUACUACCACGACUACGACGGGUUCGUAGUCCUCCAUGGGACCGACACCACGGCUUAUGGCGCUUCGCUGCUGUCCUUCAUGAUGGAGACCGUUGGCAAGACUGUGGUGCUCACUGGUGCUCAGGUGCCAAUCUUCCAGCCUCGCAGCGACGGGAACAACAAUUUCCUCUGUGCCCUUCUCAUCGCAGCAACACAGCACAUCCCGGAGGUCACCGUCUUCUUCGGCUGCAAGCUGUUCAGAGGGACACGAGUAAAGAAAGUGUCCAACACAAAGAUAUACGCUUUCGACACGCCCAACUACCCUCCGUUGCUGGAAGCCAAGACGACCCUUGAGGUGGACCCUAAGAUGUUGAUACACGCGCCCGGUUCGGUGCCGGACGAGUGCCGUAUACACGACCGGCUGUCGAGGAAGGUGUAUGUUCUGAAAGUAGCCCCCACUAUCACGCCGGAGGUCAUCAGGGCUGUUGCUGACGGAAUGGAAGGUCUGGUACUCGAGACAUAUGGCAACGGCAACAUCCCCAUCAAGCGAAAGGAGAUCUACCAGGAGAUAGCGAGAGCGGUGAAGAACCAAGUCCUGGUGGUGAACGUGACCCAGUGCAUCAACGGGACCGUGCUCGGGAAGCCACUCUACGAAACCGGGCUGCUGCUGAUAGAAUGUGGCGUGGUCCCAGCUUUCGACAUGACUUCUGAAGCUGUGUGGGCCAAGCUCUGCUAUGUGCUCUCCAAAACUGAACUCAGCUAUGAACAGAAAGUAGAGAUGAUGAAAACUAACAUACGAGGAGAACUUUAUAAUCCCAACCAUCAAAAAAAUGGUUCUUAACUUUAUGUAGGUACCUACAUAAUGUACCUACAUGAAUAUUUGCAAAAUAAAUUACGCCUAUAAGUAACUAUAACGCCUGAAAAGGUAAAACCAACAGAUGCCUGUAACCUAUUUAUAAGAACCCUUGUAACCUUUGUUCAUACACAAUAAAGACUUUAUUACUUACAUAAUUUGUAGCUAUAUU
This is a messenger RNA of Ostrinia furnacalis (Asian corn borer), 1378 nucleotides long. RefSeq names its product L-asparaginase. The record is from RefSeq and is a predicted model, not a curated record. Bases 67 to 1194 code for a protein of 375 amino acids. NCBI's taxonomy places the organism in Eukaryota, Metazoa, Arthropoda, Insecta, Lepidoptera, Crambidae. The transcript is spliced from 10 exons. Gene Ontology annotation, molecular function: asparaginase activity.